AUGGACGAGAAGGAUGAAGCAGACAAAGGUAGACUUCAAAAUGAGCGUGGUCUCCCACAUGACACAACAGAAUUACACCAGGACCAGGCUGUGUUUGACAAAUCUGAAGAUGGCAAGCUGGAGCGAGGCGAGACAGAAAUUCUUCAAGGACAGGGUCAUGGAGUGAACACGUCGCAAGCUCCAUCGGGCGAACAAGGCCCAAAAUACAAACAGGGUAACGCAAAUCAUGGGAAGGUGGCCGAUUCGGAACGAGAAGUCACCGAUCCUAUUACACAUCUUCCAGUCAUGAUACAUGACUUUACAAGCCAGGAGCUCAAGAAUGCUCUUGAUACAAUGCCCCCGACUGGCAGCCAACAGCCACGAGAGAGCGACGUUGGAGAAUAUCGGAAGAGCAAAAUUCAGUCAGAUAAAACUCUGGAGGGCGAAGAACCGCAUGAGGGGUUAUUUGCUUCAAGCUACGAGUAUGCGAAAACCGAAUUGAUCAGAAAAUUCCGAUUCGCAGUCAACGCCGGAAUGGCAAUUAUUCUCUUGCUCAUGGCACUGAGUCUUCUUUUCGUGCAAUUCUUCGACGUCAGCAAGAAGUCAUCGAGUUCCGAUGAGGUCAGCCAAAGACCGCACGCUACUGUCAUGCUGGUAACAAUUACCUUGGAAGCAGUUGUGUUCGUAUUCGGGGUAUGGGUCUUUCGCCGUUGGGUAGAAAGCAAAGUUGACGACUUCUGGGAGGGCCAGGUCCGGAAAAAAUGGCUGAAUUCUCUCCUGGCAUCAAUAUGGCCGCUGGUCAAUCCAGACCUGUUCGGAAGCUUGGCAGAUAUUCUGGAGGAUUCCAUGCAAGCCAGUCUACCCAAGCUGGUCAACAUGAUAAACAUUGAAGACCUAGGUCAAGGAAGCGAAGCACCUCGCAUCUUGGGGGUACGAUGGCUUCCACCUGAUACAACUGCCUACUCGAUCUCAAGCUACAGUAAUGUUCACAGGGAGAGUGACUCCCAAGAAAGCAUAUUGUAUAAAGAUCCCAACAGUCAGCGGCAGAACCAGGACCACGGCCAGUGCACCAAGUAUGCACCGCAAAAGGAACAAGAAGAUCUCAUGAAAGUCGUGGAAUCCGAGGAAGGAGACUUUGUCAGUCUCGAGGUUGCCUUUGCGUACAGAGCGAGGCCUGCUGCUAGUGACUUCAGUACGAAGGCUAAGAAUGCUCACCUCUUUCUGGCCAUGUAUUUACCGGCAGGUAUACGCCUUCCCGUCUGGGUUGGCGUGGAAGGCAUCGUGGGGAUGCUCCGUCUCCGACUCCAACUCAUACCUGACCCUCCUUUUCUCUCUCAAAGUACUAUUACUUUCAUGGGGCAACCCAAGGUCAACCUAUCGUGCAUGCCCAUGUUCAAGCAUGGGCUUAACAUCAUGAAUCUUCCGAUUAUUUCUAGCUUCGUUCAGACUUCGGUAGAUGCCGCAAUAGCCGACUAUGUCGCUCCCAAGAGCUUGACGCUCGAUCUAAAGGACAUGAUUAUGGCGGAAGACUUUAAGAAAGACACGACCACUCACGGUGUGAUUGUCGUCCGGAUCAAGCAGGCCACAGGACUCAAGGGAAGUGAUACGGGCUUGUUUAGGCUGAAGAAAGGGUCUAUUGGUUCGUAUGUCUCCGUCAGCUGGACCAAGUUCGGAAAGACUGUGUGGACGACCAGAGUGAUUAUGUCGGAAAUGGAGCCGAGCUGGGACGAGACUGGCUAUAUUCUUAUCGGGCCUAAAGAGUUGAAUGCACAGGAAAGACUAAGGGUGCAGCUAUGGGACUCCAAUUCGUCCGCAACUGACGACGAUCUAGGGUUUAUAGAUAUUGGACUCAACGAGGUCAUGCAAAACCCUCGCACGAAUGGAAAGAUGUGGGUUCGACGAGACAAGUUACAAAAAAUCAGUACCAAAGGGGAUAUACCAUGCACUCUCGAUUGGAGCUUGGGUUACUGCUCUAAAAGAGGAUUUCAACCAACUCAGCUUGAUAAUCAUGAUGCCGAAAGCAUCGAUGAUCCCAAGAACAAUUUGGUAGCAGGAGGGGCGACAAAGAAGAUGCUAGAAGCAAGGAAAGAAGAAUUUCAUGAGAUUGAACAGCAGGAAAUGCAAGAUCCUAAGGCCAGAGAAGAUGAGCUAAUAAUCUCAUCUCCACCCUCCCCCGAUUAUCCUAGCGGCAUAUUCGCAAUUCAGGUUCAUCAAAUUCUUGGCCUAGGGAUUGAAAAAGUGAAGAGAAAGCAAGUGGAUGGCGUUUUCGAAGACGAAGGCCAAGCAGGUGACGACCUGCUCAGCAGCUAUUGCGCUAUUAUCUUGAAUCAGCAGAAAAUCUUCAAGACGCGGACGAAACCUAAAAGUGCAAACCCAUCUUUCAAUGUUGGGGCAGAACGAUUCAUCCGCGACUGGCGGACUACAGAGGUGAUACUUUCAGUGCGUGAUAUGCGCAUGCAUGGACACGACCCUUUGGUUGGAAUGGUUGUCUUGCCACUCGCAGAGACCUUCAAGCAAAGAUCUCAAGUCAAUGAUUAUUUCUCGUUAUCCGGCGGCAUUGGUUGGGAAUACGGCACUCUUCAGAUUACGCACAUUAUCAAUUCGGACGACUUGCCCGAUUAUUACAAGGGACUUGGACUGAAACUACAUACUUCAGUCCAGAGCGAUGAAAUGAGGGUACAACUUGAUGGCUGGAGUGGCAAUUAUGGUCAGCCCGUUGAAUUGGCGGUACAACAGCGUUACUGCUCCAACCUUGUUGUUGAGUUCCAAGAAAGCAAUCGCAUCCACCAUCAUAUUCCAACCUUCGCUAUUAUGUGGCUCAAAGAUAUCCCGGAUGACGAGGAGAAGACGAUGACCUUGCCAGUGUGGAAAGGUAACCUCAAGCGAGCAGAAGCUAACUGUGAGCGGGAGAACGGCGCGAAACUCGGGCACAUAGAAGUGCACCUCAGAUUUCGACCCGGCAUCAGCGACCACCACAAGAAGCUUGCCUCUAAAGACAGGAAUCUAGAGGACGUCAUGGAAGUCCUUGGUAUCGCAAACGAUGAAAAAAUCAAGAUUUCUUUAGAGGACGCUGCUUUCAAGAGUCAUAAUAGCAACUCAAACCAUGCCGAUGGCCAUGGACUUGAUUGGCUUCAAAUGGCUCGCCAGGAACAUGGAGGCAAGCUACGUCGAACUACUCAUAAAUUCAUGCCGUGGAAGGUGGGUCUAUUCUCCGAUAUUCAAGACAUUACCAAAGCUAAUCUUCUUCAGAGUGCUCGUACAUAA
Messenger RNA from Penicillium bovifimosum, 3243 nucleotides. RefSeq lists its product as uncharacterized. The coding region runs from base 1 to 3243 and encodes 1080 amino acids. The record is from RefSeq and is a predicted model, not a curated record. Lineage: Eukaryota; Fungi; Ascomycota; Eurotiomycetes; Eurotiales; Aspergillaceae. The transcript has 7 exons. Gene Ontology annotation, molecular function: lipid binding.